GGCCGAGCCUAUUCGUUCAAGGUGGUGCUGCUGGGGGAAGGCUGCGUGGGGAAGACGUCGCUGGUGCUGCGCUACUGCGAGAACAAGUUCAACGACAAGCACAUCACCACCCUGCAGGCAUCAUUUUUAACAAAGAAGUUAAAUAUUGGUGGGAAAAGAGUAAACCUUGCCAUAUGGGAUACAGCAGGUCAAGAGAGAUUCCAUGCCUUGGGUCCAAUUUAUUACAGAGAUUCAAAUGGAGCUAUUUUAGUAUAUGAUAUAACAGAUGAAGAUUCUUUCCAGAAGGUAAAAAACUGGGUCAAAGAGUUACGGAAAAUGUUGGGAAAUGAAAUCUGUUUAUGUAUAGUUGGUAAUAAAAUAGACUUGGAAAAGGAGAGACAUGUUUCCAUUCAAGAAGCAGAAUCGUAUGCAGAUUCUGUGGGAGCAAAACAUUAUCAUACUUCAGCCAAACAGAACAAAGGAAUUGAGGAACUCUUUCUUGACCUUUGUAAAAGGAUGAUAGAAACUGCACAAGUUGACGAGAGGGCAAAAGGCAACGGCUCCAGUCAGCCGGGAGCUGCCAGGCGAGGUGUACAGAUUAUCGAUGAUGAACCUCAAGCCCAGAGCAGUGGUGGAGGGUGCUGUUCUUCUGGAUAACUGUUCACGCCUAGGGAAUUAAAAAACAAACAAAACUGUGGAUCAUUGCCCUCAACAUGAAGACUGCCAUAUUCCAAGUCACAUUAUUUUACCAAUGGAAUUAUAGAAUUAACAGUAUUUUAAAUUACAUUUAUAACACUGCAGAGACCUUAAGUGCUAAACUUAGUGGAGUUUGUGACCAGAGAAUUGGCAUUUUCUACAAAUGUUAACAAAGCAAUUACCAAUGGCCUUUUUACAUAUUUUUUUCUUUAAUGAGGAAUAAUAUGCAUGUAGAAAAGACCUACUUAAAGGCUUCAUUUAUAUUCUUUUAAAUCAAAUCUUUAUUUAAUAACUUAUAUAUGUUGUUGGAAUGGUAUACAUUUUUGCAGCCCUUUGUAUUUUGUGGUAGUUUGAAUUGUAUCACUUCUAAACAGCAAACUGUUGUGUUUUUGUUUUUAAUUAGCAGAUACCUGAAGUACUAUUUUUGCAGGGUUUGCACAGGCCCCUAACUGUCUACUACUUUGAUAUAAUCUAUAUACAUCCUGUAUGCUGAGCUGGUAAAAUACAUUGUAAAUUACAUAUUAAAUAUUUUAUCUGCUUUUACAAGCGCAAGGUGCAAAAAUAUAUAUGAUAGUCUCAUUGAUGACUGUAAAGUGAAUUAACAUUUGGUGAUAAUGCCUAAGCUUUUUGACUCUGAUAUAAAGAUCAUAGCUCCCCUUCACUUUUGUCUUAACCUGAAAGUGGCGUGUUUAAAUCUUUACACAUACUUUACUUGAACUAUUGCUAUUGUCACGUUAUUUGCCUCUGUUCAAGUCCAUCAGAUGAUUGAGCAGCAACAUUUGCCUUUUGGCUUGAGGUUUUUGUUUUUGGUUUUGUUUUCUUUUAUAUAAAGAGGUGAUUGAUGCUGAUUUCGCUUUAGAAUGGCUACCUUAGAAGAAUAUGAGUGGAACAUGCUGGUUUCACUUCUGCUGCAGCUAUCGUUUUCUCUGAGGCUUUAUAUGAGAUAGGCUCACUGGUGUGAGAAGAGAGAGAGAUCCCAGAUAGGAGCCACCUGCCAAGACUCAUUCAUACAGCCUGUCAUUGGUGGUUCAUGCUUCUGAAGCAGCACUUUUGGAUUCUUUGUGAGCAAGUUGUAUUUCUUCAUACAUUCAUUGC
Molecule: messenger RNA, 1770 nt
Organism: Tupaia belangeri chinensis (Chinese tree shrew)
Lineage: Eukaryota; Metazoa; Chordata; Mammalia; Scandentia; Tupaiidae
Gene: RAB21
Product: RAB21, member RAS oncogene family
Exons: 7
Biological process (GO): Rab protein signal transduction
Molecular function (GO): GTP binding; GTPase activity
Source: RefSeq, a predicted model, not a curated record